Molecule: messenger RNA, 3206 nt
Organism: Triplophysa dalaica
Lineage: Eukaryota; Metazoa; Chordata; Actinopteri; Cypriniformes; Nemacheilidae
Gene: cfap53
Product: cilia and flagella associated protein 53
Exons: 8
Coding region: 109-1671 (520 amino acids)
Source: RefSeq, a predicted model, not a curated record
GCAACAUCAGUUCAGUUCCGCAACAAAGUUGAAGAGGUGCAGAGUGCUUGGCUGGUGUUUGAGGAACUACUGUUUUAAUCUUUAACGAGAAAAACAUAUAAUUUUGCCAUGUUGACAACCCAUCGACACAAAAUGCAAUGUCGGGAAAUUACUGGGCCCACACCUCAUUCAGUGGCAGUGAGAGCAAGAAAUGCUUCAUCAAGACCCACAGACUACCUGAUUUUGGAGAGAAGGAAACAUGAGGCUGUUCGGAAUGAGGUGCUGGACUUCACCAGGGAUCAAAGUUCCUGUGAUGUUAGAAUGCAAUGGGAGAGAAACACACAGCGCAGAAUGGUGUCGGCAACUAUUGAUAGACAACUACAGGAAGCAAUGGUGCAGUACCAUAUGGGCAUUGAUGAAAGGAGAGAAAGGCUUCGUGAGCUGCUGGAGUUUGAGGAGCAAGAGUUACUUUGUGAAAUUGAGACAAAAAAGGAGACAGUGUUGGAGAAGCAGGCUAAGAUGCGUGAAAGAGCCAAAACUCUGCGUGAGAAAAGGGAGAGCGAGAGACAGAAACUUGUUGCUGACAAACUUGAUCAGCUCUUCAUAGAGCAGAGUGAGGAGUUGCGUGCCGUGCAGAUGAAGCGCAGACAAGAUGAAGUCUGCACUGAGCGUGAAUCUCAGAUUCGUAGUCGGGAGGAAGCUCGACAGAUGCGACAGGAGGAAGACAGAGUGUUCGUUCAGAUGUGGGAGAGCGACAGGUUGGCUAAAGAGGAGCGUGAAAGCCAAGAGCUCCAACGAAAGAGACAGAGCAACCUUGAGCAGGUGGCGUUCCUGCAGGUGCAGAUGGAAACGGCUGAACAACAGAGAAUUCGGGCCAAACAACUGAAGGAAGAAGAGGCGCAGUUACUGCGAGACCAAAUGGAGAUGCUUCAGCUGGAGUCAGAGAGAGAACAAAAGCAGAAGCUACUGGACCAAGACAAACGAAGAAAACAGCUGGACCGUUCACUUCGUUUGAAAAUGAAGAGGCAAGCAAGAGAGAAGCAGGAAGAGUUGGCACUCGAUAUGACCAUUCUGGAACAGCUAUUGGCUGAGGAGAAGGAUGAAAAGCAGGAAGGGGUUCUCAAGAAGCUGGAGCGUGGUGAGGAGCAGCGCAGGUAUCGACAGUACCUGGCAGAGCAGAUGGAGGAGCAAAAACGGCAAGAGAUUGAGAUGGGGCAGCUGAUCGAGUCCGAGCUCCAGCAGGCCUGGGCUCGUAGGGAGGAACAGUGGCGUCUGGAAAAGGCAGCAAGAGAUCGACUCAUGAAGGACGUCAUGAACACUCGGCGGUUACAGAUCCAGGAGAAGCUAAAUAAGAACAUGCAGAAACAGGCUGAGCUUGCCAAAGAGAGAGAGGAGUUCGACCAAACUAUUGAAAAGAAUAAAUUGCUGGACGAAGUAGAAAAGACUCGUUUAAGGGAGGCAACUCAAGAGCAUCAGGCUGAUCUCUUGGCUCAGAUGUUGCACCGCCAGCGUCUUCGUGAAGCAGAACAGGCUGAGAUGCAACAAGAGUUCCAGAAGGGUAUAAUGUACCAGGAGCAGUACAAUAAGAAAAUUCAGGACAUCCUGUCAAGGCCUGUAUCUAACACCACAGUGGUUCACCCGUUUAGGAGACGUGAACGACCCUACUCCAGCUUUGGUGGAGAGAUGGCCUAAAAUCAACUAUUAAUUGUAUUAUCCGCGUAUUAAUCAAUAAUAAAUGUUUUCUUUUGUAGAACCCCUUACAUAAUAGGCUUGCGAUGCCUGUGUUUUACUUUGUGUUUAGUUUGUGUGAUCUGUGAUUAUACAAACUGUCCUUGUGUCAAAGGUUGUAUGCCUAUUUAGAAUUUAAUACAAGUCAGACUGGACUAACCUGUUUUAAAAAAUAUAUUUGCAUGUUUAAAUGUUAACUAUUUAGAAAGGCCAUUCAAUUUAUUGAGCUGAAUGUGAAUAGCGAGGACAUAAUCCUCGACAAGCGUGUUUCCUUAUGUGUUUUUAAGACGAGCGUGUUCCUUAUGUUCUGCCUUUGACAGGAACUGUGUGAAACCGUCCAUAAUUGCUAUGGGACAUUUACAGAACACAAUUCCAUGAGGGCCAAAUUGUCGGGGGUUAAAACCUUACAGUGAAAUAAUGAAUUCAGAGUAUUUCUUUAAUGAUUUAACAAGCAAAGGGUUUAAACCAAUAAGCUAGUGGGUUAAAUGAUUAGCAUGUGAGUGAGGCGGUGGAUACCUUUUCACACCGCAUGUAUGGCAGAUUCCACAACAGUUCGAGCAUGGUAAAGCAGUUAGUCAACACCCAAUACCUGACAUAGGAGUGGUAUGGGUGUGGAGCAAUUGGUCUGAUGUCAUUUCUGUCGUCUUAUUGCCCUCUCUCUUAGCUGUUCAGACAGGUUUAACUUUAACCCUAGCCGGUUCCUGGCUAUAUACAACAUUGAGAAAAGUACUCCAUAGUAUAUGUACUCAUUUUAAAUAUGGCAUGAGGAUUUUUAUAAUACAGAAUAUCUAAUAAUACAGGGCUUUGUACGUUUUUGGAUACUGGAAUGAUUUUUUAAGAGAGAAAAAUGCGUGAAUCUGAGCUUUAUGUGAAGGUAAGUGAUUGUGGUUUUUAUCUCUCAAAGAUCUUUUAUUCUACCUUUCUUUUUUUAAUAGUAUUUUUAUUGAGGAAGAACAGAGUAGUAUAUUCCAAAUACAGCAUGUUACUAAUGUUCCUCAUGGUUUUAAAAAAAAUUCCAGAUGGCCCCCUCCCUCCUCGUAAAGAAUAUUCUACCUUUCUUUAUUGCAUAAUAUGUGGUUGACAACGACCGGUUGCUUGUGUUGAGCAUUUUGAAAAACUAAACAAUAAUAGGUAGUGGUUCAAGUGUUUAUUCUUUUGAAAACAGCAUCUUUAUGAAAAUCUAAAGAUGGAUUUUUAUUUGAGUCAUAUCGUGUCAUUUGUAUAUCUUUGUUCUAGACUUGUUUCUCUCAGUAUUGCAGUUUACACAUGACUUGUGUACACUCUGCACCUUACAGAUAAGGGUUGAAAGCUUUGUCAUCUGUCUUUGAUUAAUGACGUAAACAGCACACAAUCUGGUCCGAGUAGUCUCUGCAAUAAAACACUUCUCAAGAAUUUUCCUUUGAACAUUAUUGAAUGCUCACAAUGAAACAGACAGGUUAGGUUAGUGCAGGGAAUACUUAAUGUAUUUAAUUCCUUAGAUUCAUCUUGUAAAAUAAAAU